Messenger RNA from Seriola aureovittata, 1669 nucleotides. RefSeq names its product basic helix-loop-helix family, member a15 (gene bhlha15). Gene Ontology annotation, molecular function: protein dimerization activity. The coding region runs from base 245 to 814 and encodes 189 amino acids. The record is from RefSeq and is a predicted model, not a curated record. The transcript is spliced from 2 exons. Lineage: Eukaryota; Metazoa; Chordata; Actinopteri; Carangiformes; Carangidae.
UCAGUCAGCUACAGGUAGCGCACAUGUGACAGUUGUCUGAGUGAGUGCGCGGCUCGGUGACGCUCCGCUGCUCGUUCCUCUAUGUGAUGGUGCUUUCACUGACCGUCUGCAUGGUGACGCUUUUUCUGUAAAAGGAGGAAAGUUAGUUUAACUUCCAAGGCCUAUUGAAGCUGUGAGAUCUACACCGUCAGAGAGAGAGAGAGAGAGAGAGAGAGAGAGAGAGAGAGGGGAAGGUGGCAGCAGGAUGAAGUCCAAAGGGAAAGCUGUGAAAUCAUCCAGGAGGACCUGGUCUGACCCGGAGCCAGAACUAGAAGCAGACACAGAACCAGAGCCUGGCUCCAGUGAGCAGGAAGGCUCAGAGGCCUCAGUGCGGAUCGGUGGCUCCUGGAGGGGGUCGCUGAGGAGCGGGGACAGGAAGCGACAAGGAGGAGUGGGUGGAGGGCGGCGGCGGAGACAACAUGGCUCUAGCACCAAAGAACGCAGCGUCCGCCGACUGGAGAGCAACGAGCGGGAACGCCAGCGCAUGCACAAACUCAACAACGCCUUCCAAGCGUUGCGCGAGGCCAUCCCUCAUGUGAAGACUGACAAGAAGCUGUCCAAGAUCGAGACACUGACCCUGGCUAAGAAUUACAUCAAAGCGCUGACCACCAUCGUCCUGGACAUGUCAGGGGCCUGCCUGCCGGCCGGCGGGGUCCAAUCAGAGGCCAGCGCCGCCAAGCUUCUCCAGUGCUACCAACAGCACCUGGAGGAGGAAGGGGAGGAGGGUCUCACCCAGUAUCUCACCCACAUGCACAGCUUCAGCCAGGGCAGCUAACAGUGGCUGCAAGGUGGCUCGGAGACCAGGAGAGCACACGGAGGCUGGUCUCCACGGCAGAAAGGUGUGUGUGUGUGUGUGUGUGUGUGUUGUGUGUGUGUGUGUGUGUGUGUGUGUGUGUGUGUGUGUGUGUGUGUGUGUGGAGAGAGACUUCUAGGGCCAAGUCUGAAACUAUAGCCAGUUCCUCCGGUGCUCACGCUGCUCUGAGGUCUGGUCAGAAGCGGUGUCUUCUGCAGGAACCAGGAGCUGUUCCACAUCUGUGGUGUCUGACAAUAAACACACGCUUGAACAUUCAAAGGGUGACAUGUCGAGAACUUGCCCUUCAUGGAAUGAUUUCAGGACCGUUCACCCUCGCAGACACAAAGUGUGCAGACUGGACAUGGACCGUGGCUGUGAAGUGAAAAGACUCAUUUGUUAUUGUACUCAGAGAGGAAGGGCUAAUCUUUCACCAUUCUGCCUUUUUUUUUUUUUUCUCUUCUUCUUCUUCUCGUCGUCUAUGGUUUGAGCUGAGGCAGGGACUUGUUCUCCUUUGUGUUAUCUUGUGAUCUCGAGUAUUUUCUGUUGAGAAACCUGCUCUAGUAGCCUCUAGUCAUAACUGUCACAUUCAGGAAGAAAAAAAAAAAGGCAAGCAGCAAACCUAAAUAUUGAAAUGUUGAAGCUAGAAAGUCUGUUUGUUCAUUUGAGAACACGAUUUACUUCUUACAGGCCGUGCACUCGUACAGUAGCUGGAAGGCAGAGAUGAUGUUUAAAGUGUAUGUUGUUUGAAGUUUUUUUUUUUGGAGGACAUUGUAGUGAAAAACACCAGGAGAGGAGAAGAUAUUUGAGAAGUUAUCAUCAAUAAACACGUUUAUUUAU